CAGCCCAGCCCCGCGCUCGGCUGCUCUCGAGGAGGCCGGAGCCCCGGGAGAGGAUGCGCCCCGCGGAGCCGCCUGGGCCUGCGGGAGCCCCUACACCUUUGUGAGCCUCAAUUUACCAUGUAUGAAAUGGAGAUAACAUUCACCUGCUAUAGGAUUUUGUGAGGAUCGUUAUAUGGAAAAACCCUGGAACGGCAUCUAUCCCAAGUGCUGCACUUGAGAUGGAGUUACUGUCCCUCUGGCUCUGCCUGGGUUUUCACUUCUUGACACUGGAAUGGAGAAAUCCAAGUGGAAUGGCCACAGCAGUUUCUGAAGGGGGCUGCGAGUUGGCUGAUGGAGUGGCCGACUGCCGAGGGCAGAAGCUUGAAUUGGUGCCCAGCCAUCUCCCGCCCUACUCCCAGAUGCUCCUCCUGGACGCCAACCCGCUGAGGACCCUGUGGAACCAUUCCCUCCGGCACUACCCGGUCCUGGAGAGCCUCAGUCUGCGUGGCUGCCAGCUGGAGCGCAUCAGCUGUGGCGCCUUCCAAGAACAGGCCCAUCUACGCAGCCUGGCGCUGCCCGACAACUCCCUGUCCGAGAGCUACAGGGAGACGGCAGCUGCCUUCCGCAGCCUGCGGGCUCUGCAGACGCUGGACCUGUCGGGGAACUCCCUGACGGAAGACAUGGUGGCCCUCAUGCUCCGGAACCUGUCUUCGCUGGAGUCCGUGUCCCUGGCGAGGAACACCGUCAUGAGGCUCGACGACUCUGUCUUUGAGGGCCUGGGGCACCUCAGGGAGCUGGAUUUGCAGAGAAACUACAUCUUUGAGAUUGAGGGUGGCGCUUUCGAUGGCUUGACCGAGCUGAGGCACCUCAACCUGGCCUAUAACAACCUUCCUUGCAUUGUGGACUUCAGCCUCACCCAACUGCGCCUCCUCAACGUCAGCUACAACAUCCUAGAAUGGUUCCUGGCGUCGGGGGCCGAGGCUGCCUUUGAGCUGGAGACGCUGGACCUCUCGCACAACCAGCUGCUGUUUUUCCCGCUCCUGCCCCAGUGCGGCAAGCUGCACACACUCCUGCUGCGGGACAACAACAUGGGCUUCUACGGGGACCUGUACAACGCCUCUUCGCCUCGGGAGAUGGUGGCCCAGUUCCUCCUCGUGGACGGCAACGUGACCAACAUCACCACCGUCAACCUCUGGGAGGAGUUUGCUUCCAGCGACCUCGCUGAGCUGCGCUUCCUGGAUAUGAGCCAGAACCAGUUCCAGUACCUGCCCGACGGCUUCCUGAAGAAAAUGCCUUCCCUUGCGCACCUGAACCUCAACCAGAAUUGCUUGGUGACGCUUCAUAUCCGAGAGCACGAGCCCUCUGGGGCGCUCAAAGAGCUGGACCUGAGCCAGAACCAGCUGUCCGAGCUGCACUUGGCCCCAGGCCUCCACGGCUGCCUGAGGAGCCUCCGGUCGUUCAACCUGAGCUCCAACCAGCUCAUGGGCGUCCCCACUGGCCUUUUUGCUGAUGCCAGUAACAUCACUACAAUUGACAUGAGCCACAAUCAGAUCUCCCUUUGCCCCCCGCCGGCGGACCUGCACCGCCUGGGCCCCCCAAGCUGUGUGGAUUUCCGGAAUGUGGCUUCGUUGAGGAGCCUCUCUCUGGAGGGCUGCGGGCUGGGGGCCUUACAAGACUGUUCAUUCCAGGGGACCGCGCUCACCCACUUAGACCUGUCUGGCAACUGGGGGGUUCUGAACGGGACUGUCACCCCUCUCCGGGAUAUCGCCCCCACGUUACAGGUCCUGUCUCUCAGGAACGUGGGCCUCCGUUCCAGCUCCACGGAGUUGGACUUCUCUGGGUUUGGGAAUCUGAGAGACUUGGAUCUGUCAGGGAAUUCUUUGACCAGUUUCCCACGGUUCAGGGGCAGCCCAGCCCUGCAGACCCUGGAUCUGCGCAGAAACUCUCUCACAGCCCUUCCCUGGAGGGCCGUGUCUGAGCAGCUCACCCAAAGUCUACGCACCAUCUACCUCAGUCAGAAUCCUUAUGACUGCUGUGGGGUGGAGGGCUGGGGGUCCCUGCAGCACCUGCACACCAUUGCCGACCUGGCCACGGUCACUUGCAACCUCUCCUCCAAGGUCAUUCGCCUAAUGGAACUGCCCGGAGGCAUGCCUCAGGACUGCAAAUGGGAGCGGGUGGACAUGGGCCUGCUGUACCUGGUGCUCAUUCUUCCCAGUUGCCUCACCCUGCUGGUGGCCUGCACCGUCAUCUUCCUCACCUUCAGGAAGCCUCUGCUUCAGGUCAUCAAGAGCCGCUGUUACUGGUCUUCCAUAUACUGACCCGGCUCCAUGCGGAGGUGAGAAAUUGGGCCCCUGCGCCAAAGGACAUAGGUUCUCCGCCCGACCUUGGGGCCUGAUGCAGAGGAUGGAGCUGGUGAAUUGAGGUUUAAGUUAAAAGUUUAAAACGUUGCCUUCCUAGUUGUCCCCAAGCUCUUCCUCUAUCAUUGUGAUUCAGGCUCAUCAUUCUGCUAAAAUAUUUAUUAAGUGAUGUUCUGUGACAAUAAAACAUGUGUCUCUUAAAUAUUUUUUAAA
Messenger RNA from Mustela erminea (ermine), 2549 nucleotides. RefSeq names its product negative regulator of reactive oxygen species (gene NRROS). NCBI's taxonomy places the organism in Eukaryota, Metazoa, Chordata, Mammalia, Carnivora, Mustelidae. The record is from RefSeq and is a predicted model, not a curated record. The transcript is spliced from 4 exons. Gene Ontology annotation, molecular function: protein binding. Bases 219 to 2297 code for a protein of 692 amino acids.